Messenger RNA from Melopsittacus undulatus (budgerigar), 569 nucleotides. RefSeq names its product CDC28 protein kinase regulatory subunit 1B (gene CKS1B). Gene Ontology annotation, biological process: regulation of mitotic cell cycle. Gene Ontology annotation, cellular component: cyclin-dependent protein kinase holoenzyme complex; SCF ubiquitin ligase complex. The record is from RefSeq and is a predicted model, not a curated record. Bases 86 to 409 code for a protein of 107 amino acids. The transcript is spliced from 2 exons. Gene Ontology annotation, molecular function: ubiquitin binding; cyclin-dependent protein serine/threonine kinase activator activity; protein kinase binding. NCBI's taxonomy places the organism in Eukaryota, Metazoa, Chordata, Aves, Psittaciformes, Psittaculidae.
GUGAGGGGUGAGGGGCGGCGGGGAGGGGCGGCCAUAGGACCCGGCCAUAGGACCCGGCCAUAGGACCCGGCCAUAGGACCCGGCCAUGGCGCACAAACAGAUCUACUACUCCGACAAGUACGAUGAUGAGGAGUUCGAGUACCGGCACGUGAUGCUGCCCAAGGACAUCGCGAAGCUGGUGCCCAAGACCCACCUGCUGUCGGAGUCGGAGUGGCGGAACCUGGGGGUGCAGCAGAGCCAGGGCUGGGUGCACUACAUGAUCCAUGAGCCAGGUGAGCCUCGGGGGGGGGGGGGGGGGGCUGCGGCCGUGGGGCCGGGCUCACACCACCGUGUGCCCGUGUCCCGUUACCCCUCAGAGCCCCACAUCCUGCUCUUCCGACGGCCGCUGCCCAAGAAGCCGGAGAAGUGAGAGGCGCCCGGUCCGAGCCGAGCCAGCACCUUCCUCCUCAGCAUCACCCUCGGGGGGUUUGCCCCACGCCUCCCGGUGCUCCCCGGGCGCUGCACGGCGGCGGCUCCGCCCCGGGGCUGGUGCCCGUUUGUACCGUUAAUAAAGGGAUGUUUGUCUGGGA